AUGUCCAAUGCCAAUUUAAGAAAAUGGGUUGGGUUUUGUUUUGUUGCCAUUUAUCUCUUCGUAGGUGUUCCAUUGUGGUACAAGCUAACCACAGUAUAUAGAGCCUCGUUGCCAAUAAAUUACAUUGAAUCGCUUCAAAAGAAUAAAUUUCAAGAUAUUCAUCUCGUGAUACCGGUGUAUGUUAAGUCGGAUACGUACAGAUUUCCUGAUAUUCAUGACGCUGUUCAAGUACAAGUUAACCACUUAUUGAAUUCUCAAGUGCAACGUAUCCCAUGGUCUCUACAGAUUCUUCCCUAUAAUGAGACUAUGCAACAGAUGGAGGACAAAGACAAUCAAUUUCAUGUUGUUACUUUAGUGUUGGACGAGUUUGUUGGUUAUUCAUCCGCUUAUGAUACUAAAGAAACACUAGUUUAUUACGAUGAUGCAGCUGUUCUGACUAAUGACUUGCCAUUUUUUGUUGCGCAAACUUUGGUAGAACACACUUUCCAAUUGGAAUGGACGCAUUUGAAUAAAACAUACAAAGGUGCUUCUGCGAACAGCGAUGUUGCCAUUUCUUACGAUCCAAAUAUCCAUUUAAGUAUAACUUUAUUAUCGGGAGAUGGAAAUCCUGUUGCGUGGGAAAUUGAGUCCACGUUAACCGAUUAUUUUUCACCCUUUAGAAAUUUCUUAUCCCCAUUGGUGAAUUUUACAGUAGAUUCAUCUAUUGUUUACCAUAAUGAUUUGAAUUUACAUUCAUUAAAUGGAUCCUCUGCAGAAGUUACGUGGUUUGAUCUCUCUCACACGAUUGACCUUUCUGAACUUUCUUCAAUGACCUACUAUCCAGAAGAUUCUGCGUUGAAUCUUGCCAUAGUUUUCCCCAGUAUCUCAUCAACCCCGAAUGGUUUAGCAUUCGUCAAUGGAACUCAAAUUUCAGACAGUGCAGUCGCGUUAGACUGGAAUAGUUAUUUGGUUCCACAAUGGGGGGUUAUAAUAAUCAAUAAAAUGCCCUUAAAACCAAACUCCGUCAUCAGUGAAGAUUAUUUAGAACCCAUGAUGUACCGUUUCUCAACAGACAUAUUCCAACUAUUGGGAUUGACUGAAGGUUCUCAGGAUUUGUUAUCUCCUUAUAUCACUAUAGACUCAUUCAAAAGACUGACAACAUUACGAAAUCUUGACAAGGCGAUCGAAACAUUGUGGUCAUUAGUGAAACUAACCCAGCAAUUCCAGGGUAUGUCUAUUCCUCGUGAAGUAUCCGAUAAUGUUAUAGAAGCAUUAGACUUAAGACUACAAAUUAUAGACUUAUUGAAUGAUCCUGAUAAGGGUUGCGAUAUAGUGUGGAACAAUGCCUUGCACUUGAGUAAUGAAUUGGUCAAACUAUGUGAAAAGGCAUUCUUCAAUGGAGAAAUGGUUCAGCAGAAUUUCUUUCCUCAAGAACAUAUGAUUGCUGUGUAUUUGCCAUUAUUAGGCCCAAUAUCAGCAGUAAUGUUUUUUGGCUUCUAUAAUUUAAUGAAGGAAAAGAGUCAAAGGACUGAGAAGAACGGAGCCGAAAGAGAAGUUGCUAAAGAAAAUUUAGAGUUGAAAGAGGCUCAAAAACUGAAUGCUAUUGAUGGUGAAGAUGAAUUAGGAGUUGAUAACUGA
This is a messenger RNA of Saccharomyces kudriavzevii IFO 1802, 1617 nucleotides long. It is a transcript of the gene GPI17, whose product is annotated as GPI-anchor transamidase GPI17. The record is from RefSeq and is a predicted model, not a curated record. NCBI's taxonomy places the organism in Eukaryota, Fungi, Ascomycota, Saccharomycetes, Saccharomycetales, Saccharomycetaceae. Gene Ontology annotation, biological process: attachment of GPI anchor to protein. Gene Ontology annotation, cellular component: GPI-anchor transamidase complex. Bases 1 to 1617 code for a protein of 538 amino acids. The transcript has a single exon.